GUAAGAACUCUGCAGCAGCAGCACCAACAGCAGCAGCAACAGCAACAGCAGGCAGCUGCUCAGGCCCAGGCUGCUCAGAUGGGAGCAUCAGGACCGAUGAUCACCGCAACUAUGGCCCGAGGUGGGAUGCAAAUAAGACCACGGUUCCCGCCUACCACCGCAGUAUCUGCCACGCCUCCAAGCACCAUUCCUUUGGGUGGACAGCAAAUGCCUCAGAUCAGCUUCUGGAAACAUGGAACUUCAGACAACCCCUUUCUUGCAGAAGAGAUACUGAAGGAGUUCACAGCUCACAUGAAUGGACAACAUGUCAGCCAAAGUAGCAUCACCAUGAUGUCCUCUCCUUCACCAGUCCAGCAAGCCCAGACAUCCCAGCCAAUGCUUCCACCACCUCAGCCACAGCCCUCUCCCCAGCCAGGGCAGCCGACUUCUCAGCCCAACUCCAAUGUCAGCUCUGGUCCAGCCCCUUCUCCCAGCAGUUUCCUCCCCAGUCCAUCUCCGCAACCCUCCCAGAGUCCAGCAGCUGCACGAACACCGCAAAACUUCAGUGUCCCUUCUCCACUCAAUACACCAGGCAACCCCAACUCAGUCAUGAGCCCAGCCAGCUCCAGCCAGUCAGAGGAGCAGCAGUAUCUAGAGAAACUCAAGCAGCUGUCCAAGUAUAUUGAGCCUCUCCGAAGGAUGAUCAACAAAAUAGAUAAGAAUGAAGACAGGAAGAAGGACCUGAGUAAGAUGAAAAGCCUUCUGGAUAUUCUGACUGAUCCUUCCAAACGCUGUCCUCUGAAGACUUUGCAAAAAUGUGAAAUUGCUCUGGAGAAGCUCAAGAAUGACAUGGCUGUGCCCACCCCCCCACCUCCUGCAUUGCCUCCCACCAAACAGCAGUAUCUGUGCCAACCCCUGCUCGAUGCAGUGCUGGCAAAUAUCCGUUCCCCUGUAUUCAAUCAUUCCCUCUACCGGACCUUCAUGCCAGCUAUGACAGCUAUCCAUGGCCCACCUAUCACGGCUCCAAUAUCUUCCCCUCGGAAGCGAAAGUAUGAAGAGGAUGAAAGACAAACCAUACCGAAUGUAUUACAAGGAGAGGUUGCUAGACUGAACCCCAAGUUCUUGGUAAACCUGGAUCCCUCCCACUGCAGCAAUAAUGGCACAGUCCACCUCAUAUGCAAGCUAGAUGAUAAGAACCUUCCAAAUGUUCCACCACUGCAGCUCAGUGUCCCAGCUGAUUAUCCAGAUCAGAGCCCCCUGUGGAUUGAUAACCGUCAACAAUAUGAAGCAAACCCCUUCUUGCAGUCAGUGUAUCGCUACAUGAUGUCCAAAUUGCUGCAGCUUCCUGACAAGCACUCGGUCACAGCGCUCCUCAACACCUGGGCACAGAGUAUCCGCCAGGCCUGCCUGUCCGCUGCCUAAAAUCAUGUCCCCUUGAUGGGCCACAGCUGGAAGAACCACAGAAGCAGAAGCCUUAACUCAUGUUUGUUUGCUAGGAGCCAGGCUUCAUAAAGAGGGUCUGGCGUUAGGUUUAGCUCUUGUGCUCCUUGCCAGUGGCUGGAUGCAUAUGAUGGAUUUGUCAAGGGUCUCAAGAUGGACGUGUCAGCAGAUUUUUUUAAAAAACAUCUUCUUAAGAGAAGAAUAUCUGUAGACUUCUGUCACGGAGUCUUACUAUAGGAAAAGGGACAGUGUCCUUCCGCCUUCGUCCAGUGCCAGAUGUUAUGUUACGUGUAUUUGGAUGCCAUCCUCACCUGAGGUUGCCUACAAUGGGGCAAGACCAUUGAGCUAUUACUGAUCAGACAGGUGAUUGAGGAAGCAGGUAAGCUUUCCCUAUUCUCCCACAUGGCUCAGGUUGUCACUGAAAGUGUUACUAGUCACCUUGGGAUUCAGCAUGGCAGUAACUGACUUGCCUGUGGGUGCUUAGGGUGAGACAGAAGCUGCUUCACUGAGCACUGGGUUUGCAUUCUCCUGCCUGUUGCUAGUCUUUGUGGAAUUGCAUUCUUAGAAGUAUUCCUGUUUCCAUGUGCUUCUGCUAUUACCAUUGCAGAAGUUCUGCAAACUGACUGAUUCUCUUCAAAACAGGAACGGCUUGCUGUGUCAAUUUGAGGACAUUUUAUAAAUUGUACUUC
Molecule: messenger RNA, 2108 nt
Organism: Gekko japonicus
Lineage: Eukaryota; Metazoa; Chordata; Lepidosauria; Squamata; Gekkonidae
Gene: MED15
Product: mediator complex subunit 15
Exons: 12
Source: RefSeq, a predicted model, not a curated record